This is a messenger RNA of Pyricularia grisea, 1305 nucleotides long. RefSeq lists its product as uncharacterized. Bases 240 to 869 code for a protein of 209 amino acids. The record is from RefSeq and is a predicted model, not a curated record. The transcript is spliced from 2 exons. NCBI's taxonomy places the organism in Eukaryota, Fungi, Ascomycota, Sordariomycetes, Magnaporthales, Pyriculariaceae.
AUUCCUUUGUUCCAUCGUCAUUUAACGAACAACAGUCAUUCACAUCCUAAUUCGCUGGGCUUGAGUGGGUUUUCUCUUUUCAUUCAUCAUCAAUUCCCAGUUUUACAAACUAGCCCACCUGGUGGUCUACAAUCCCCCCGUAUUCUCGUUCAGCCCUACGCCUGCCUCAUAAGCACCCCCAACAACCUCCUUUCUUUCUACCUAGAGACCUACCUAGGUACACACAACAACCACCAACCAUGGCCCACCACAACAUCGGCGAGCACUCGCCCUUCCUCAAGCGCGUCUUGGUCCCCUUUUGGGUGAUUAGGAUAAUCAUCAUGGUGGCCAACAUCGGCGUGAUGGCAUUGGCAAUCGGAGCCAUUGCGUACGUCAACAACCGCCGCGACAAGUACAGCAACGAGUUGAACGACGUCCAGAGGGAGCUCGACGAGCUCAAGACCGACUACGACGUCCAGCAGGCCCUCGGCGUCACCAUUGCCAUCCUUUCGGUGGAGAUGGCCCUCGUCAUCCUCUGCCUGAUUGGCGACAUCGUCUGCAUAGUAAAGCGCUCCCGCCGCACCCUGACCCCCAAGUUCUUCCUGGGUGUCAACGUCGUCCAAAGUCUCUUCUGGGUCGUCGCCUUCAUCCUGAGCAUGAUGGGCGCCAGGAGCAGCGCCUCCAUUGCCAUCAAUGUUAUUGUCUUGCUUUCUUUCCUCGGCCUUCUCAUCUACGCCUCCAUCGUCUUCCACCAGUGGCGCACUGGCAAGCUGCCCAGCCCGAUCGAGAGCCGCCAGAUGUUGGGCGAGAACAACGUCGAGACCGGCUACAGCCAGCAACCCAAGUACACUGGAGUUCCUGCGCCCCAGCAUAACCAGCAGAGCUACUAAAGAGAAGCUUUUGUUGAACGUUAGUCUGGCUGAGGCAAUGAGGACCGGCUUGGCCUUGUUUUUCAGAAUCUGGAUAUGACUUUUCACGACAUGUUGUUUUUUAAUAGAAAUUGUUUUGUUGUUUCGCUUUUUGUCUUUCUUUUUUUUUUUCUCGCGAGCAGCGAGCAUUGGUCGUGUUCCCGGCUCUCGCUGAGAUCAUGUUUUAUUAGCAUGAGCGUCUAUUAAAGAUACCCCUGAAGAUAAACGCAAGUUAAUUUCACGAUGAGAAAAAUUCACUCUCUGUUACAAAAUCGUUAUCGCCAAUGAUAUUAAUUUUGAACCUUCAUCUUCGGAAAAAGGCGACCCGCUCCGCAGCCAAUAUGAUCUGGUCAUCCGCGCCGGGUUUGCCGUGAUGAGAUGAGCUAUAUAGAUAUAGACUGAAUAUUGUUAGAAUCCC